ACCAGAAAAUGCUUUGCCACCACUCAUACAUAUGACCUAAAAGAAACAGUGCCCCGAAAAGGAAUGAAGACACUGGUUCUGCAAUCUCAGUUCCUUCCAAGAAACACCGAGCUCUCCAACCCAAGAUCUAAUGUCACCACUGUCAUCCCCUCAAGAAUUAUCACAUCAUGCAGUAAGCACCACCCUCCACCACCUCCUUCUUCAUCAGAAUCAGCAUCAGCAUCUUCCGGAUGCAAUUCCAUUGCAAGACCCACAAAAGCCAUACAGAAGUCCCAUAAUCAGCACUCUCAUCAUGUUUCACUAGAUGGGGGUUCAAGAAAGGUGGUUUUAGGUGCUGUUUCACUUGGGAUUGUGCUAUUCCUUAUGGAAUUUGAAGACCACCGCAACAAGGCUUUGGCCUUCGGUCCAGAAGGGCCACUUGCAGAGGAGUUCUGGGACAAUGUCAGGAGAUAUGCACUCCAUGCCCUCACAGUGAGUACAGGCGCUAUUUACACCAUAUUUCAGCCCAUCCUGGAGCUGCUCAAGAACCCGAUUUCUGCGAUCCUGAUCCUGAUGAUCUUAGGAGGUAGCAUCUUCAUUGUGUACCAGGUGGUGGCUACCAUGGUUGGGGUUAACGAAUUCUCUUAUGAUUAUGCAUCUUAAUUGAUCCAAAGUCUCAAUUUCUCCUGAAGAUAGAUUCUCUCGUGUCUUUUCAUGUUGCUCUCUGCUUUUAUUCCUUCGAUACAUGAACCAUAGUUCUUGGCACAGUAGAACAUUACCAAAGUCUUGUUCAGAAUACAUGAUGAUAUUAAUUGCUGAUUGAUCUUGCCUAUCUCUUGCAUAA
This is a messenger RNA of Eucalyptus grandis, 823 nucleotides long. RefSeq lists its product as uncharacterized. The transcript has a single exon. Bases 64 to 642 code for a protein of 192 amino acids. The record is from RefSeq and is a predicted model, not a curated record. Lineage: Eukaryota; Viridiplantae; Streptophyta; Magnoliopsida; Myrtales; Myrtaceae.